This is a messenger RNA of Lichtheimia ornata, 1029 nucleotides long. RefSeq lists its product as uncharacterized. Lineage: Eukaryota; Fungi; Mucoromycota; Mucoromycetes; Mucorales; Lichtheimiaceae. The record is from RefSeq and is a predicted model, not a curated record. The coding region runs from base 1 to 1029 and encodes 342 amino acids. Gene Ontology annotation, biological process: tRNA methylation. Gene Ontology annotation, cellular component: nucleus; tRNA (m1A) methyltransferase complex. The transcript has 6 exons.
AUGAGUUUCAACGCAUGGAAAACACACAUUGAAGAAGGCGACACGGUCGUUGUUCACAUUUCUCGAAACAAUAUGCAGACUAUUGUUGUCAAGAAAGGCGAAGAGUUUACUAGUCGUUAUGGCAACUUCAAACACGAUAAGAUGAUUGGAAAGGAAUAUGGAUCCAAGAUGGUAUCAACCAACUACAAGGGCUUUGUCUAUCUGCUGCAUCCUACUCCCGAAUUAUGGACGCUAUCUCUGCCUCAUCGAACGCAAAUCUUGUACAUUGCCGAUAUUUCAUUCAUCACAACAUACCUUGACAUGAAACCUGGAUCACGCGUAAUUGAAUCUGGUACUGGCAGUGGAUCAUUUUCACAUUCUAUUGCACGUGCUAUUGGACCCACCGGCAAAUUGUAUACCUUUGAAUACCAUGAGCAGCGUGCAGUGCAAGCAAGAAAGGAAUUCAAUGACCAUGGUUUGGGUGAUAUUAUUCAGCUUGAGCAUCGUGAUGUAUGUAAGGAUGGUUUUGGAUUGAAGGAUGCUGUCAAUGCAGUGUUUUUGGAUUUGCCUGCACCAUGGGAAGCCGUCGCAUCAGCCAAAGAGACCUUUAUUCAGCAUCGAACGGGCAAGAUUUGCUGUUUCAGCCCAUGCAUUGAACAAGUGGCAAAAACAGUGGAGGCACUUAAUUCAAAUGGAUUUGUUGAUAUUACAAUGUACGAAUGCCUUGUUCGCAGCUAUGAUUUGAUGCCCACCCGCAAAGUGACAUUUGAGGAAGCCAUUGAAAAAGCCAAAUUGGGCCAAGGUGUGUUACCCAAGAAACGAUCAUCGGAAGAGGUGAAUGAGGAGAGCGAGAGGAAGAAUCAAGUUUGGGUCACCAAGACGCCUGUCGACACUCGAGGACAUACCAGCUACUUGACCUUUGCUACAUUUUUGCCAGCCAUCGACACCAAUCUAGCGCCACCGACACCAGCAUUAUCAUCAUCACCCCCAUCCACAGAAUCUCCUGUUCCUGAGAAUAAUGAAAAGGGAUCCGAUCAGCCUGCAGCAUAA